UGCCGUUUUCAGACAACUGCUACGUUUGUUUGCUCAGUUCCUGAACUGUUAGGUGGAGACUGAUGCCAGCUCUUACUGUAUGAAGCUCAAAGCUCAUCUGACGGGGAAUAUCUUAAGCCAGCAACUUUCAACCAGUGGACCACAUUGUCUUUCAUCCAGCUGGAGGCCCCAGUCCUUAUCGAUGUGUAACUCUUGAGUCGGGCCGAGUGCACAGACCAGGGCUUGGCUUCUCUUAUCAAAGAAGGAAGCACCUGGAGGGUGGAAACCUGCCACUGCUCUUCCCACUCAGCCCUGUGUGUGCGUAUGCAGGGCCGGACGGACAUUCAGUUUUUGUUGAAGGUGUGAAAUUAUGAAGAACCUGAGCUAAAGAUGGGAUCUGAAGCUUCCUCUUUUGGUGAAAAAGAGAAAAGGCAAGAGGAGGAGCGACGCUUGCGAGCGAAUGACAGACCUUUCAACCUGUCGUACAACUAUGCUAACAAUGCCAUCGAGACCUCCAAAUACAACAUUUUCACCUUCCUGCCUCUUAACCUGUUUGAGCAGUUCAGGAGGAUUGCAAAUACUUACUUCCUCUUCCUUCUUAUCCUUCAGUUAAUCCCACAAGUAUCCUCACUUCCAUGGUUCACCACAGCCGUACCCCUGGUUGUGGUGCUGACCAUAACAGCGGUCAAAGACGCCACUGAUGACAUAAACAGACACAAAUCUGACAAGCAGGUGAAUAACCGAAUGGUGGAUGUCCUCAUCAAUGGAGAACUGAAAAAAGAAAAAUGGAUGAAUGUUCAGGUUGGAGACGUUGUCCAACUGGAAAAUAAUGAGUUUGUCACUGCAGAUCUGCUGUUGCUCUCCAGCAGUGAGCCUCUCAAUCUGGUCUACGUGGAAACAGCUGAGUUAGAUGGCGAAACCAAUCUGAAAGUGAAGCAGGCGCUGACUGUAACUGGAGAGAUGGGCGACUGCAUCCAAGUGCUUGCAGGCUUCAAAGGUGAAGUGCGAUGUGAGCCUCCCAAUAACCGGCUAGACAAGUUUAAAGGGACCCUGACUAUGGAUGGACAAAAUUACGGCUUGGACAAUGACAAAGUGCUGCUCAGAGGGUGUACACUCAGGAACACGGAGUGGUGCUUUGGUCUGGUCAUCUUUGGAGGUCCUGACACCAAGCUCAUGCAGAACAGUGGAAAGGCAACUUUCAAACGCACCAGUAUUGAUCACCUGAUGAAUAUCCUGGUGUUGUGUAUCUUUGGUUUCCUGGCGAUCAUGUGCUCUAUUCUGGCCAUUGGCAAUGCAAUCUGGGAGAUGACGGACGGUUCUGUGUUCACGGAGUUUCUUCCUCGUGAACCAGGGAUUGGCACCUCUCUCUCAUCCUUCCUUUCCUUCUGGUCCUACGUCAUAGUUCUCAACGCAGUGGUGCCCAUUUCUCUCUACGUUAGCGUGGAGAUCAUCCGUCUUGGGAACAGCUUCUUCAUAGACUGGGACAGGAAGAUGUAUUACCCUAAAAAUGACACUCCUGCCCAGGCCAGGACCACCACACUGAAUGAGGAGCUAGGCCAGAUCAAAUACAUCUUCAGUGACAAGACCGGCACCCUGACGCAAAACAUCAUGACCUUCAACAAGUGCUCCAUCAAUGGAAAAGCUUAUGGAGAGAUCUAUGACUUUUCUGGACAAAGGGUGGAAAUAACAGAGAAAACAGAGAAAGUGGACUUCAGCUGGAAUCCUCUUGCGGACCCAAAGUUUGUCUUUCACGAUGGCAGUCUGUUGGAGACGGUGCGAGGGAGAAACCCAGAGGCCCAGGCCUUCUUCCGCUUGCUGGCUCUGUGCCACACUGUCAUGCCAGAGGAAAAGAAAGAAGGAGAACUCAACUACCAGGCUCAGUCUCCUGACGAGGGGGCGUUGGUGACGGCAGCGAGGAACUUUGGUUUUGUGUUCCGCUCUCGUACACCAGAGACCAUCACGGUCAUGGAGAUGGGCAGAAAAGUCGUAUAUGAACUCCUGGCUAUUCUGGACUUCAACAACGUGCGGAAGAGGAUGUCAGUGAUAGUGCGGAGCCCUGAAGGAAAACUCACCCUGUACUGCAAAGGAGCAGACACCAUCAUCUAUGAAAGACUACACCCCUCCUGUAACAAACUGAAGGAGGUUACAACUGGACACCUUGAUGAGUAUGCGGGCGAAGGCCUCCGUACGCUGGUCCUGGCCUACAAGGACUUGGAGGACAGCUACAUGGAUAAGUGGACACAGCACUACCAUGAUGCCAGCACUGCCAUAGACGGACGAGAGGAGAGACUUGAUGAGCUGUAUGAAGAGAUCGAGAAAGACUUGAUUCUGUUGGGAGCGACAGCUGUGGAGGACAAAUUGCAAGAUGGUGUUCCACAAACCAUCGAGCAACUGGCUUUAGCCGACAUUAAAAUCUGGGUUCUAACUGGGGAUAAACAAGAGACGGCGGAAAAUAUUGGUUAUUCUUGCAACAUGCUGAGAGAAAACAUGGAGGUGUUCUUUGUGUCAGCCCACACAUCUGAAGCAGUCAGAGAGGAGCUACAGCGUGCCAGAAGGAAAAUGUGUCCAGACGCAGCAGAGGAACCGACUGUGACCAGAGCUCGUGCAGGCCUGUUUUGGCUCCAUCAGACCGAGACGGUGCAGGAUGAAAAAGUGGAUGGAGAAUAUGCUUUAAUCAUAAACGGACACAGCUUAGGCUUUGCGUUGGAGAAGGACUUGGAGCUGGAGCUGCUGAGAACUGCAUGCAUGUGCCAGACAGUGAUUUGCUGCAGGGUCACCCCCCUGCAGAAAGCCCAGGUCGUCCAGUUGGUCAAGAAAUACAAGCAGGCUGUCACUCUUGCUAUUGGAGAUGGAGCCAAUGAUGUCAGCAUGAUCAAGGCUGCUCAUAUUGGCGUGGGGAUCAGCGGUCAGGAGGGGAUGCAGGCGGUACUCUCUAGUGAUUUCUCCUUUGCCCAGUUCCGUUAUCUCCAGCGCCUCCUGCUGGUGCACGGUCGCUGGUCUUACCUCCGCAUGUGCAAGUUCUUGAAGUAUUUCUUUUACAAGAACUUCACCUUCACCCUUGUGCACUUCUGGUACGCCUUCUUUUGUGGCUUCUCUGCACAGACUGUGUAUGACGAGUGGUUCAUCACCUUGUAUAAUACGGUGUACACAGCUCUGCCUGUCCUCGGCCUCAGUGUUUUUGACCAGGAUGUCAAUGACCGCUGGAGCCUCCGGUAUCCUCAGCUCUACCGUCCAGGCCAACUCAACAAGUAUUUUAGCAAAAAAGCAUUUGCACGCGCUAUAAUGAACAGCUGCUUUAGCUCCCUGGUCCUCUUCUUUAUCCCAUGGGCUGCUAUGCACGACACAGUCAGAGAUGAUGGCAAAGACAUUGUAGACUAUCAGUCCUUUGCUUUGUUGGCACAAACCUGUCUGCUUGUCGUGGUGAGCAUACAGCUGUGUCUUGACACUCAUUACUGGACAGCGUUGAACCACCUUUUCAUCUGGGGCAGCCUGGCUGCCUACUUCGGUGUGACGUUCACUGUGUAUAGCAAUGGCUUAUUUCUCAUCCUUCCCUCCAGUUUUCCCUUCAUUGGGACAGAAAGAAACUCCUUGACCCAACCAAAUGUGUGGCUGACGAUAUUCCUGACAUCCCUCCUCUGCAUUCUGCCUGUGGUCGCUUUACGCUUCAUUCUCAUCCAGAUCCGUCCCACCAUCAAUGACAAGAUGAGAUAUAAGAUGCACGAGGAGGGGCUCCCUGCUCCUGCCUCUAAACGCCUGCCACCCAAGCGUUUCACCACCCGCCGGUCAGGCUACGCCUUCUCUCACUCCAAGGGCUUUGGUGAUCUGGUAACUUCUCGACUGUUUCUGAUGAAGCAUCCUCUGAAGGUUCGACAGUCAUUGUUUUUCCAAACUGACUCUUCGCUAGCUGAAGAUCAGCCACAGCACUACCGUACCAUAACUGAGGAGCCGGAGGAGCAGGGGGAGACACAGGAGACACAGGAGACGCAGAGCCCCUGAAAAGACAAGCAUUCACAACACAGCGACAGAAUUUCUGCCAAGGGCAGAUUUUUCUUUUCCAAAUUUUGUAGAUAAAAACAAGACAUUGGGUGAAAUAAACAGGUAAAACAUUAGCUGUUUUAAUUGAAACUCUUGGUGUUUUGUAAACAACGUAUUGACAAUAUCUCUGAAGAUCCUGAAUUAACUGAAGAUAUAGCGUUAAGGUGUUUUUUUCACGCUUUUUGACAUGACACAUGCUCCUGUCAUAUCCAGCUUGUAUUACUGCUCACUCCUCUCCCCUACUGGAAGGGUUUAGAUACAUUUCCUCACUUAAUCUUAGAAAAUGUACCUAUAUAGAAGUUGUAUAACUGUUAUACAAGCCAACAUAAACUUUCAAUUUACCCUCCAAACACCCCUGAUUUGGUGGUAAUAUCCUAGAUUGUCAGGUUGUAGCACUUAACUAUCAUCUAAAUACUUACGAUCAGCCUGUCUUUAUCAAUUAUCCCUAAGUUUUAUUCUCACUAUUUUUUGUAUAACCUGUUCAUUUUAAGUAAUGCUGCAGGAGAGGUCGCUAAGGUUUUGUAAACACAACAUUCUUACUAAACCAUUCAUUCAUGUGAAACAUGUGAAAGGAAAUCUCGUUUUCUGUACUCAAGCAAAUGUAUAUUGGUGUCUGAAGUGCCGACCAAAACUACUGAACAAAAAAACAACGACACAACUCUUUCCAGGGACUGAAAAUAUGUCAUUCAGUUGUAGGGAUAGACGUGCAAUGUUACAGACUUUUAAAAAGAAUCUCCACAAAACAUUUAUAAUACGCUGCAGUUUUUCUAUCUUAGAAUUGCAUCAUGCAGCUAGCUGGAAGCAUAUGUGACACAAAUACAAACAGAGGCGCAUCCUACAGCAGAGGGAGUGAUCUGCUCCACCCCACCCUAACGGUCUGCAAUCAACACAGUUGUAAAUACAUGGUUGAAAAAGGUGCUGCGAUGCCGUAGUUUCAUGGCAUUUUGAUGAAAACGUGUUGUGGAAAUUUCUUUUAUAACUGCAGUUUGCAGUAACUUUUAUAUUAAAUAAAUGGAUACAUUUAUAAAAAGCUUUAUUUCACUUUUGAAUAUAUCUUAAUCCUACAUGUUGCAUUUUUAUUUCUCCAAGAUAUCUUGUGACCUGAUGAUUUGUUUUUGCCUCUCAUUUUAGACCUGGAUUACUGCUAAUUGCAUGUUUUUGCUGGGCAGUAGAAUUUUGCUUCUUAUUUUCUCUCAAGUACAUUUUUUGAUUUUCAGAUAUAUCAGUUGGAUAUGUUUCUAUGUCAAGUUUAUGUUUACUAUAUACAGUAUCUAUACUGUAUAUAUUUAUUUCUUGUGUUUGUGAUGCUUUUGUUCAUUAAAGUUUCUUACGUUCAUGAGAGUGGUACUGUACUUCACCUGCUGUCACAAAAGCCUCAGAGAAUGGACUUUUAUAAAACAGAGAAAUAGAGAAAUCUGUCAUAGAAUUAUUUUUGAUCUGACUGCAAUGUAAAAUAUACCUUAGGAAGUCUGGUGGGAAAAACAUCUGUGAGUGUUUCUGAGCAUUCAAGGACAAAAUCUAAUUUUCAUGA
Cololabis saira (Pacific saury) is the source of this 5545-nucleotide messenger RNA. RefSeq names its product phospholipid-transporting ATPase ID-like. The coding region runs from base 370 to 3975 and encodes 1201 amino acids. Gene Ontology annotation, biological process: Golgi organization; phospholipid translocation. The record is from RefSeq and is a predicted model, not a curated record. Lineage: Eukaryota; Metazoa; Chordata; Actinopteri; Beloniformes; Belonidae. The transcript has 28 exons. Gene Ontology annotation, molecular function: ATP hydrolysis activity; magnesium ion binding; ATPase-coupled intramembrane lipid carrier activity. Gene Ontology annotation, cellular component: plasma membrane.